AUGACAGGGCGCUCAGAGGAAGAGGCAACAUCUCAGUCUCUGAAGGAGAGCAUAGAAAAACGUGUAUCAUUUCCCCCAGAUGAGCAGAUGGUAUCUGACUUUGUGGAGAGAAGGGCUGAACUUCAAGAGGCUGACAGUCUCACUCUGGCAGAUAUAAUUCUGGCCUACAAGCAGAGCUGUGAAAAGCACCAUGUGAAACCAAACCCAAAGGCUCUUGAUCAGUUAAAGCAAAUUAAUUGUGUUACUGACAGAGCCAGGUGUUUUGACCUGUCAGGUGAGCGGUUAGAUUAUUGCUCCUGCGAAUCUCUUGAAGAGAUCCUGAAAUCAGUGCAAUUCGAUUUUAUCAGUCUGAAGGGGGCCGAGCUUGAGCAAAAUGGAGCAUCAUCUUUGCUAGAUAUGUUUUUGUACUACGAGUCAGCUACACACCUCGACGUGUCCUCGAACUCAGGAAUGGGAUUCUCGGGUUGGCUGUCACUGUCACACCUCCUCCGACAGAGUGGAUGCCUGUGGAGGCUGGAUGCUUGCAACAUGCCUAUGGUGGACUACGCUGCGCAGGCCUUGUCAAAAGCCCUUCUCACCAGCAGGCUGACAGUGCUACACCUUGAAAACACCUGCCUGAGCGGCAAACCUCUCUUCACACUUGUUGGUGCUCUGAAAAAGAACGUCGCCUUGCAGGAGCUUUACCUCUCUGAAAACAACCUCAACGGCUACCAGGACUCCAUGCAACUUGGCGACCUCCUCAAAUACAAAAGCACUCUUAAAACCUUGGACCUAAGCAACAAUACCAUGUCUGACUCAGGUUUGGAAGAGAUUUGUGAUGCUUUGAGCUCUCAGAAGACUGGUUUGAGAACGCUGAUACUCAGUAACAAUCACAUCACUCAUCUCGGCAUGAGCCAUCUACAGGAUGUUCUGCCCCACUUAAAAACACUUGAAACAUUGAACCUUGGCAAAAACAACCUCGAGAACAGAGGUAUUCACACGUUAAAGGAGUCCCUCAUGAUCAAUCGCUCUUUAUUGCAACUUGGCCUAGCCUCUACAGGAAUAACAUGCGAGGGUGCUGUGACUUUGGCUGAGAUCCUUGCAGAGAAUCCACAGAUCCAGCGUUUGGACGUACGGCAGAACCAGGUGCUUGCUGGGGGCCUCAUGGCUCUGUCGUUGGCCCUGAAGAUCAACCGUUCACUCAUCAGACUGGAUCUGGACCAACAUUUGAAAGAGGAAAAGGUCAGUUGUCAGCUGUUCCUCAUCCUGAUUAUCUAA
Molecule: messenger RNA, 1257 nt
Organism: Carassius auratus (goldfish)
Lineage: Eukaryota; Metazoa; Chordata; Actinopteri; Cypriniformes; Cyprinidae
Product: protein phosphatase 1 regulatory subunit 37-like
Exons: 10
Coding region: 1-1257 (418 amino acids)
Molecular function (GO): protein binding
Source: RefSeq, a predicted model, not a curated record